This is a messenger RNA of Phyllopteryx taeniolatus (common seadragon), 1550 nucleotides long. RefSeq names its product histone H2B-like. NCBI's taxonomy places the organism in Eukaryota, Metazoa, Chordata, Actinopteri, Syngnathiformes, Syngnathidae. The coding region runs from base 134 to 550 and encodes 138 amino acids. The transcript is spliced from 2 exons. Gene Ontology annotation, cellular component: nucleosome. The record is from RefSeq and is a predicted model, not a curated record. Gene Ontology annotation, molecular function: protein heterodimerization activity; structural constituent of chromatin; DNA binding.
CUUGAAUGUUAGCGAGCGAGCCAAUCAAAAAAAGGCGCUGGCGCAGUGAUAUUUGCAUACGUGCGUGUAUAAAACCUCUGUCGCUCACUGAGGAAAGUUAUUGUGCUCACGAGCUAGACUAACUUAAGACAACAUGCCUGAAUCUGCGAAAUCAUUGGCAAAGAAGGGCUCCAAGAAAGCUGUCGCCAAAGCGACGGGCAAGUCCGGCAAGGGAAGGAAAAAGGCGAGGAAGCAGACUUACUCUAUCUACGUGUACAAGGUGCUCAAGCAGGUACACCCCGACACCGGCAUAUCGUCCAAGGCCAUGAGCAUCAUGAACUCGUUCGUCAACGACAUCUUCGAGCGCAUCGCCUCCGAAGCCUCUCGCCUGGCUCACUACAACAAGCGCUCCACCAUCACGUCCAGGGAGAUCCAGACCGCCGUCCGCCUCCUGCUGCCGGGCGAGCUGGCCAAGCACGCCGUGUCCGAGGGCACCAAAGCCGUCACCAAGUACACCAGCUCCAAUGAUGAAAACUGCAAUCAUGUCAUAACUCUCGAGACCACAUUCUGAACGCAUUCUGCAAUCCUUCAACUUCAUUGUGAUGAGGAGUAAAAACAACAAAUCCAUUUGAAUUCAUGUGUUCACAACUCUCCACCACGCCCGUAAUGACCGAACCGUUCGUUAUUCACCGUUACUGACGUAAGAGAGGAACUGCUUUUGUUUUUCUUCCGGUUCUUCAAAAUAAAAGCUUAACCGCUUGCCCAACAGCCACCAACUAGGAAGUGUUACUUAGCAAUGUAUUGCAAAGUGUAUACUUAUGUUCAAUCUAUAUAUGUCGUGUACUUGUUUGUUAUAGUGUUACAAUAUCGCUAGUAAUAGUUAGCAAUGCUUUUAACUUGGAGGUUCUGUAAAAUAUGACGUAUUUUGGUCAGCCAAUAAGGAAGCUGCGUUCAAACAUGUUUAAAUUUUGGGUGAGAGUGAAAUAUUUAAUCCUAAUCCAGAUUUUAAUUCUUUAGGAUAAUCUGUCUGUGGAUUUGUCCAAAAUAAAAGGGGAAACUCAUUUUAAUUUCGUAGUUUUGGAGUUUUCAUUUUUAUUUUUUUGUUACUGUAUGCAGCAAUUGUUCACAACUCUAUUUAACCGUCGUAUUUUAAAAAAUGACAGAAUAAUUAGAUUUAUUAUGGCCUUUUAAAUGCAAAAUUCCCCCAAACUAAAAUGUGACACUCGUAGCAGACAGCAGAAUCCAUAUUAUGAUGUUUCAAGCACAAUACAAAACUGUUCCAAAGUCCACAUUAUUACGUCUCAACUAUCACUUUCUCUUACACAAAUAUGUCUUUUGAAAUGAUUUAUUGUAUAUUGGAAUUUGGAACACUCCUCGCUUCGUCGUUGAAACGUUCGCUUUUAGAUUUGCGUGACCAGUAGCCGUUCGCCCCUCCUGGCGGUGAUUGGUUCUAUUCAAAAACCUCUCGCCCAAUAGAGGAGCGGCUUUCACGCGGGCUCCUCCCCAACGCACCAAUCAGCGCUGUCUUGUCUGUAUAAAAACACGCAGUCGCCGGCGUUCCGGCUAACUGU